GGAGACAUACAUUAGUGUUAUUGGUACAGUGUUUUAGAAUAUUUCCAAAGCUUCAAAAUGACAUCUGGUUGGAGGCUUUAACAUUUAUUUUUUGAAGUGUAAACUGUUCUGUUAAUAAGUGAUCGUUUCUUAACCGAAAUUUAGAUUUGGACUUUAGUAUACAUUUGAAAAGGGACAGUUCUGGGCAUGAGCCUGGCAUGCCUUCUCAUAAUUCAAGUGAAAUAAUUAUACAUGGCUGAAUUAAUAAACUAUAUUUGCUCAAUUCUCAGGAACUGGUUGGUAAAUUUCUGGAACGUUCGCUUCCAUCAGAGAAAGAAUUGGCUAAUUCAAUUUUCAAGACUACGAUAAAGCCAUUCUAUCCAUUGGGUCCUGAUGGUCCCAAAAUUGAAGGAUCUACGCCUAUAGCUCUGAUUAAUAGGUACUGCAUGUCUUUGGACUGUGAUAGGUUCUCAACGCUCACUCCAUUCUGGUGGAAGGAGGUUUCGAAAAAAUGGAUUCAAUGAAAAUAACAUUGUUGUCUAUUUACAACUACCAAUUUCGUCUCCUGUGCGAGACGUUAUUAAGAGCGAUGCGUUUCCGAACGUGGAGCUGGCCAAGCGAUCGGCGGCACUGAAGGCGUGCAAACUGCUCUACGACAGCCGCGAGCUGGACGACAAAAUGCUGCCACGUGGCAAGACCUCGCAGCAGCUGGAGGACCGCGGUCUGUUUCCCUGCUGGAGGGACGAGGCCCCUCCUACUGAAUCCGAUGACUCGGCCGCCCUCGUGCGUGUGGGACCCGUCGUCAAGCGGCAGACGCUCGUCGGCACCAAAAAGUGCAAGUCCAUCUACGACAAAAAGUUUCCAGAAUGUAUGUGUGAAUGCCGUCCAAUGCCUGGUGAGAAGGUCUACAUGCACAUUAUAAAAAUGAAGCCCGUGUACAGUGAACCAAAAGGCAACCGAAAAAAGGCUUUCUAUGAGCUUCUGAAGUCUGAUUCCGAAUUUGCAAUUUUGACCACCAAAAAGUGGCCUAUGCUUUUGAAGUUCCCGUUGUUUAUAACAAUGGGUGAAAUAGAAGUGGAGGUAAUAGUCAAUCAAGCGUGUCAGACGCUUUCAGAGAAAGAAAUUGACGAAAUUUUCAACUUCCAUUGCAUAAUUUUCUCGGAUGUCUUGCAGUGCAUAAAUAUGUUCAUGUUCAGAGAUUAUGAAAACAAAGAACACUCCUAUCUGCUGGCUCCCAUAAAAUUAGAAAAUGGAAGAUCCGUCAUCAAUUGGAGUGUGAUUCGCGAUAAUCAGGAAUUCCCCGAAAUCAUCUCACCACCGGUUGAAGAAAGACAGAAAGACAUUGUUGUCACCGAGGAAAUUUAUAAGAACUCUGUAGUAAUACCUUGGUACAGAGGUUUUCUGCCCAGACAGUGUAUGAACAUCGGAUGGAGACAUAGUGUGCAGGCGACGUAUAAGCGGAAGAAGAAGCAAGAGGAGGAGUUUGAGGAAUCGCUGGUGCCGGAGCUGUGCGUGCGGUGCGCGGUGCCGGCCGCCUAUUGGCUCAAGGCCACCCUGCUGCCCAGCUGUGUGCAUCGCAUCACUGCGCUCCUAUUGGCCGACGAGCUCCGCGUCACCAUCGCCACCGAUCUCAACCUGAGCACCGUCACUCUGCCACCAGGCAGGAGUUGGCGUCCUAUCAGCGUGGAGCAGCUGUGUCUUCGCGAUGAAGAGGAGAAGCAGCAGCCAGUGCUGCCAACUGCGAAGACGGUGACGAUCAAGCCGCGGAGUGCACUCGACCUGGACACCAACAACUAUCCGUGGGGAACCGAGCAGGAGCCCAUCGACAUAGAGCGCGCCAUCGACCAAGUCAAACUGGUCGACAUCGUCUUCUACGACGACUUUGUCUCCAAACCGAUCGUCGAACAAAAUAUCCAGUCGCUAGCUCAGGAUCGCCAACAGCUCGAGAUCAAAGCAUUAGAAUACGCUUCCAAAACAGUCACUCCUCAUCUCUCGAUUUUCAAUUCCAAACACGAAGCUCCGGGUGUAGAACUGGCUGAUUUUCUUCAGGUUCUGACUACUGCUUCAGCACACGAUAUUUUCAAUCUGGAGCGAUUGGAAACUCUGGGCGAUUCUUUUCUUAAGUAUGCCGUGUCUCUCUUACUAUUCAUCCGCUUUCCCGAACUGUCUGAAGGCCAGCUGACAAUGAUCAAGGGCAAAGUCAUCGGAAACCGAAACCUGUACUAUUGUGGUGAACAGAAGGGCUUGGGCUCCAUUAUCAAGGUGUUGACGCUCUCACGUUUGUCUCUCUAA
Nilaparvata lugens (brown planthopper) is the source of this 2271-nucleotide messenger RNA. RefSeq names its product endoribonuclease Dicer-like. The coding region runs from base 658 to 2271 and encodes 537 amino acids. The transcript is spliced from 12 exons. The record is from RefSeq and is a predicted model, not a curated record. Gene Ontology annotation, molecular function: RNA binding; ribonuclease III activity; deoxyribonuclease I activity. Lineage: Eukaryota; Metazoa; Arthropoda; Insecta; Hemiptera; Delphacidae. Gene Ontology annotation, cellular component: nucleus; RISC complex; cytoplasm. Gene Ontology annotation, biological process: apoptotic DNA fragmentation; siRNA processing; pre-miRNA processing.